AAAAAAAAUCUGACUGUAUCAGACUGUGCAUAUAAAAAUAAUUUUGUUAUGAUGUUUUAAUUAUUAGAAUUAUAUUAUAAUUUAUUCGUUUUUUCCCAUCAUAGGUAUUGGUAUUGCUCCAAAAACUGUCACUGACACGCACCGGCACCAGACCUAGCAACAGUAACUAAGGGGGGCGGGGCUUGAUGAAAGGUCAAUUAAUGACUAGCUACUAGAAUCCUUUUAUCUUAUUAGGCCACACCCACUCCAGCCUUUCUUUAUUACACUAGGACAGACCUACUUCAGCCUUUGUUUAUCACACUAGCUGACAUUAGGACAGACUUACUUCAGUCUUUGUUUAAACACUCGGUGACAUUAGGACAGACUUACUUGCCACUCCACAAGUCAGUACCUAUCACCUUUUAUUAUCUCAAACGGCUUUAUAGACCUCACAUCCCUUGUGUUUAAUAUAUAUAAGAAGAUGUUUGAGCAAGGAGAUAACAAAAAUAAUGGGUUACCACUCGAAGACCACGAUGACGAGGACUCUGGGCUCACCUGGCCACCACCACCAGACCACCCCAAUUAUGAUAUGAUUGCUGCUGGAGACUUCACUCUUGACCUUGUGGAGGAAUUAUUUAUUAUCCGUCCAGGCAUAAACAUACCACAUCCAUUUCAGGAUAAUUUGGAGCCUGCAUAUGUGCCUGAGGUUCAUCCUGAUGAUGUGCCUGAGGUUCAUCCUGAUGAUGUGCCUCAGAAUCAUCCUGAGGAUGUGCCUGAGAAUCAUCCUGAGGAUGUGAAUCUUGAUGAAAAUCAGGUUCAGAGUGAGGAUGAGAGUGAGGAUGAGGAUCAGUUCAUCUCGCAUGAACUUCCAGACAGUGAUGCUGAUUUGGAUGCUGUAUAUGAAGGUGAAAGUGAGGAAGAAAUGCUUGAGGAAGCUGAUGAACCACUUCCUCAAGCAAGUAGGAAGAGGCAGAGAGAGGAGGAGGAGGAGGACGAGGAGGACGAGGAGGAGGAUGAUGAGGAUGAAAUUGAAAAAAGCGCCAAAAAAUCCAGGCGUGAAGACACCGAUUCAUCUGACGAGGAUAUCGAAGAUGAAGAACAGGAUGCCUCACCUCUUAAAUUAGGCAACAAGAGGGAGAGAGAUGAUGAGGAUGAAGGUGAUAGAAGCGCCAAAAGAUCCAGACAGUAACACCAUCAAUUACUGUCGACUUUCUGUGUGGAGUUUGCAUGUCCUCCCCGUGUCUGCGUGGGUUUACUCCGGGUGCUCCGGUUUCCUCCCACAAUCCAAAGACAUGCACACAGGUUCAUUGGUGACUCUAAAUUGUCUGUAUGUGUGAAUGUGAAUGGUUGUUUGUCUCUAUGUGCCCUGUGAUAAACUGGCGACUUAUCCAGGGUGUGCCGCAUCUCUCGCCUAAAGUCAGCUGGGAUAGGGUCCAGCCCCACGGUGACCCUGAUGAGGAUUAGCGGUUACAGAUAAUGUAUGGAUGAAUGAAUGGUUUAUGUCCCCCUGUGUCAGCAUGGGUUUACUCCGGGUGCUCCGGUUUCCUCCCACAGUCCAAAGACAUGGAAACAUUGUUUACAUGAAAAUGAAUUAACCAAUGAAAAAAUAAAAGAGUAUGAGACUGUACUGAAAUUGUUAGACAUUUCUUUAUAGAUAUUUUAAUUAUUAUAAAUUUUGUGUAGCUAGACAUGCUAAUGUUCAAACAGAAACAGCCAAGUGAUACAACUCUUUGUUUGCUGCAAAAACAGACCUGAGCCUGAGGCAAAACUUAUUAUAUACUUUUUUUUAUUAUUAUUAUUAUACAGCAUCUUUCAUGCAAACAUGCAGCCCAAAGUGUUUCACAAACCCAGAGAAAAAAAUCAACGGGUAGAAAGAAUCCAGCAGAAUUGAUAAUGCAUAAAUAAAAUUAGGCCAUACAAUUAUAAAAUAUAACAAUAAAUAA
Larimichthys crocea (large yellow croaker) is the source of this 1922-nucleotide messenger RNA. RefSeq names its product protein Ycf2-like. NCBI's taxonomy places the organism in Eukaryota, Metazoa, Chordata, Actinopteri, Sciaenidae. The transcript is spliced from 2 exons. The record is from RefSeq and is a predicted model, not a curated record. Bases 461 to 1168 code for a protein of 235 amino acids.